This is a messenger RNA of Mugil cephalus (flathead mullet), 1586 nucleotides long. RefSeq names its product peroxisomal biogenesis factor 11 gamma (gene pex11g). The coding region runs from base 134 to 856 and encodes 240 amino acids. NCBI's taxonomy places the organism in Eukaryota, Metazoa, Chordata, Actinopteri, Mugiliformes, Mugilidae. The record is from RefSeq and is a predicted model, not a curated record. Gene Ontology annotation, biological process: peroxisome fission. The transcript has 5 exons. Gene Ontology annotation, cellular component: peroxisomal membrane.
CCUGUUUCAAAGUCCAGCUGCUGGGAGCGUUUUCAGUGUCAACAGUAGGACCUAGAGAUGUUGUGCAGAAGCUUCACGGGUCCGCGUCAAUCUAUUUUUUAAUUUAUCAGAGACGUGAUAUUGUGGAGCGGACAUGGAGCGGUCUGUGGAGUCUCUGGUCCAGGUGUUGGAGUCCUACAGAGGAAGAGAUAAAGUUAUCAGGACGGUCUGUUACAGCUCCCAGCUGGUCGGAGGAGCUCUUUCCCGGAAGGCGGAAACAGAUGUUUCACUCCACCGGCUCGGAAAAAGUCUGCUGCUGUUCUCAGCUCAGCUCAGCCACUGCCGGACGGUGCUGAGGCUGUUCGAUGAUCUCUCCAUGCUGGCCUACUCUCGCAGCUAUGGGCUCGGGGCCGAGGAGGAGGACGCAGCCGUUCGCUGGAUUUCAGUGUUGAGCAACGUUGCCGAUCAGCUCUACUACCCCUGUGAACACAUCGCCUGGGCCGCUGACGCUGAGCUCAUCAGCGUGAAGUCGGACAAGUGGUGGCUGUUCAGCACGGUGCUGUGGGGAGCGUCGCUGCUGCUGGGAAUCCUCAGAUCCCUCCGAGUUCUGCAGCUAUUGAAGAAGAAGCUGAAGAAAUUUGAAAGAGGCAGCGGAGGCAGCAGUCGCUCUCAGCUCCGCAGGAAGAUGCGAGGGGAGUUGCUGUCAAUCCUCAGCAGCAUGGCCGACCUCAGCAACGCCGUUCACUGGAUGCCACCCGGCUUCCUGUGGGCGGGACGACUCCCCACCUGGCUGGUGGGUCUUCUGGGCACCACCUCAUCUCUGAUCGGUUUGAUCCGGAUGAACUCCAGCGACAGUGACCAGGCAGAGAGCACGUAGUCUUAAUCACACUGAAGAAGAGAUGUUACGCUUUGAUUUCUGCUUAUGACGGAUAAGGACUGAAAGGAUUCAUGGCAGAUCUUUGAUUUGAUUGGACUUUUUAACAUACAUGUAUGCAAUCAAGAAUGUGCUCAAUGAUAUAUAACUAGAGGCCUCAUGAAAAAGGCAUGAUAAUCCACUACGUACGUACUGCCACUUAGUUCAUAUUUUAUAAUGAUUUUUAUUUAAUUUAUGUGUCGUUAAAUGCUGAUGAAAGUACUUGUGUCUUAUAGUAAAGAAUACGUUUUUACUAACCAGGGUUCAGGUCCUAUUUGGCUAUUUCUUUUUCCUGAGGAAUAGAAGAUGCAUUACAUGUGUUUGUUAGUCCACAAAAUCAUCCAAGACUGUGUCCUCUUCCUGGCAGGUCAAAGGUUGAGAUCUACUUUUUUGUCAAAAAUCAUGUAAAUAGUAAAUAGUUGCCUUGGAAGACACAAUCCAUAUACUGUGAAUUUACUUUAUGAUUAUUUGGAUACUUCAUCUAAAAUCGCAGCAAUUAAAAGUGUGCGAUGGUCUCAGCCUGCACAACUGGUGAAACUUGUUUAAGAAAUAUGCAAAACACCUGAUUUGAGUUUGCGAUGCUCGCUGAGGGCGUUUUACAUAAAAAUGAUCUGUACAAUUGUUCAGAAUCGAUAGAAACUGUUGACUGAUUCAAGUGUGAAAUAAUUUUAAAAUAAAAACAUGUUUUUAAGAA